AUGGCACCAAGUAGCAAUGACGAGAAGAUAUCACCACUGCCACCAGAAGGAGCAAUGACACAACAACGAAGACAACAAACAACGCCCAUUGCUCAACCUGUGCCACGGUCUAAACCAAUAGCAGUACCGUCAUCAUUAUGGCCACGCAACCAGCACGUGGGAGAAGGACAGUCGCCUAGCAGCUUUGAGCUACUGCAACAGCAUGUAGACCACUUGACCCAGCAACGGAACAACUGUGAAGGAAAAACAAAGACUAGCAGUUGGCUUAGCAGCGACGACAGUAGCAGUAGUGACAACGACGACAAUAACGACAUCAAAGACAGCGAAAGAGGGGAAGAAGACUCAGUGGAAUGCACAAUCACACCAAGACCAGACGACCACCCGUCGAAAAGCAUCCUAAUCCAUCGUCGGCCGAGCAGCUUGCCAACUUCUUGUGCUGCUACGCAGCCACGCGGAAUGCCAUUACUCGAUGCUACCACGAUCCCCCGGCCUCAAACUGUGCACUUCUCAAAUGACCCACCCCAAGUCCACCGUUACCCACCUUCUCAACAGCAGCAAGAUAAUCCUUCCGUAGAAAAAGCAAACUUGUUCCUGCCUUGGCCGGAUGAUGUGGACGAGGAUUACAGAGCCAAGCAGCAGGAACAAGAGCGAGCGAAGCAAGAAGAGCUGGCUAAAAUAAAUGACGCGUGGAAAUGA
Zychaea mexicana is the source of this 696-nucleotide messenger RNA. RefSeq lists its product as uncharacterized. Bases 1 to 696 code for a protein of 231 amino acids. The record is from RefSeq and is a predicted model, not a curated record. The transcript has a single exon. NCBI's taxonomy places the organism in Eukaryota, Fungi, Mucoromycota, Mucoromycetes, Mucorales, Lichtheimiaceae.